AUUCAAUUUUUUAUUUUUGUUCUUUAUUAUUAAAAAUCCCAAAAAAAAUUACAAAGAAUGCAAAAAAAAAGAAAGAAGAAAAGGCCCAAUGGCCAUAACAAACAAAAAAAGAGAGAAAUAGGGGCUAACAUUAGGGCCCAAGAGAGGAAGAAACUAGGAGCUUCUAAAGUGUUAAUGCGUGGCCGGAUGAGAAGGAAAAGGAUGGGCAAAAAAGUAAUUUUAACCAAAGUGAAGGCAAAAUGGUAAAUUUGAUAUUCAGAAACCAUAUCCCUAUUUAAGCCACUUUUAUGCCUCAGAAUUGGAAAAAGGGGAGGAGCAGACCCUAAAAAUUCAUCAGCUUUCUCCUUUCUCUCCCAUAACCCUAAGCACCGCUCAUCCUCCACUCCAAACUCGUGACGCCGCGCGCCUUUGUGCAGGGCCUCGGUUGCGCCACCCCUAUUCCCUCCCUUUAUAUGAGACCGUGUCGCUACCACCAACUAUUUUUCUCCCUUAGAUCGCGACACCACUACCUUUCUCGUCCUCCUCUUCAACAACACUGCCACUUUUCUCUUUCCAGAUCCACCACCACCGCCACUCGUAUUCACCGUUCCAGAUCCGUCACACCACCACCACGCUCCUUCUCUUUCCAGGUCUCAUCACAUCCACCGUUUUUCCUCGUUCUAAAUCGCGUUUCCUCUUCCUCUUGCAACCUUGCAUCGUAAAAAUCACCUCCUUUUUCGGUUCCGGCGCUGCCUUCGUUCUCUUGGUUCCAAUACCAUCACCGCUUAUUCUCAUCGUGACCCUGGUUGCAACAAGCCCCACAAGAACUACUCGUAGUAGCUUCUCCCAGAACUAGUCCUCAUUCCAAAUUUACCGUGUAUCCAGUUGUUUCUGGUGUCUAAUUUUGUUUAAAACUGGGUAGCUUCAAAGUGCUUCUGCUGCUUUUCUUUCUUGCAUUCUUCUGGAUCGCUCAUUCAGUUCCAUUUAUUCUCAUACAUGAUAUGGUCUGGUAGAGACGAAGCAAUUGGGCUGACUAAAACUUAUGUAUCAAAUGGGCCGGGCAACCCAUGGUCCAGCCGGACCAAAACCCAAGCUAUAAAUAAAAGAGGACCGCCCAAGCAGCAGGAUCCUAUCAUUUCACGCAUUUUUACUUGCUUUGUUUACUUUCGCUUGCUCUCUAAAUUGGUUAGCCUUAGUCUGUGGUUCCAUACCGGAACAUUGGCGCCCACCGUGGGGCCGAAGGAUACUUUCCUAGGCUUCGUUUUUAACCAAGAUGGUGACUCGAUCCGGGGCGAACGGAGAGAGGAAUCAUGUUCAACAAAAUGAUGUUCCUCCUGAUGUUCUUCAGCGGAUCAUGGACGAUCUCAAUGAACUUCGUCAACAUAAUCAACAGUUACAGAAUCAACUUACUGAUAUCAAUCAGACUCAGGGUUUACGAGAGGGCGAUCGAAGAAUGGCUGAGACGGUGGUGGAUUUUCAACCUUUCACAGAGGAAAUAGCGAACACCGCCGUCCCAGACAAUUUGAAGACGUUGAAGCUUGACUCUUACUAUGGCGAUUCAGAUCCAAAGGACCAUUUAGUGUAUUUCAACACGAAAAUGGUCAUUGUAGGCGCAUCAGACGCGUUGAAAUGCAAAAUGUUACCAUCCACUUUUAAGAAAUCGGCGAUGAUUUGGUUUACAACUCUGCCGUCAAGGUCAAUUGUCAAUUUCACGGAAUUAUCUACAAAAUUCUUGUCUCAGUUUUCUACCAGCCGUGCACAAAAAGUAACUCCGGCGACAUUAUUCAAUGUUCGUCAAGGACCAAAUGAGACUUUGCAGUCUUACAUGGGGCGUUUCAAUCAAUUAUCUGUUCAUUUGGAAGAUAAAAUGCCAGAAAUUUGCAUUGCAGCUUUUGAAUUGGGCUUGAAGCCGGGUGGUUUGAACAGUAAUUUGAGUAGAAAACCUGUGGAGACAAUGGCGCAUUUACGCGAAAGGGUACAAGGAUACAUCAGGGAGGAGCAGAGUGAUCAGAUCAAGAACAACCGCCCGAAUGCAGCGGUUCCAGGGCAGAAACAGCAGUUUGAGGCGAAGAAGGGAGCGGUUGCAGAUCAAUAUUCGAAGGGAUGGACCGAACGUGGCAACGCAGGGUAUAACAAUCGUAACCGUUAUGACGGCCGAUUUGAUAAUCGUUCUAAUUUCAAAAAUCGUGCUCAACCGUAUGGAGUGCGUGGGCCAGGACAUUCGAUGACGUGGACUUGGAACCAAAAUGAUCGUGCAGUUCCUUUGGCGGUUAAUUUGACUGAAGCUUUGAACACGUGUUUGGAGGCGAACGUUAUUCGUUUUCCACGACAGCCAAAGCCGUCAACGGGUUAUGUGGAUAAGAAGAAGUGGUGUGAGUAUCAUAGGAUUUCGGGACAUAAUACUGAUGAUUGUUUCACGCUGAAGAAAGAGAUAGAGAAAUUGGUGAAGGCUGGAUGUGUGAAACAGCUUGAGGGACGAAGCAAUUCUGAUGAGGCAGGCACUUCAGUAAGGCGAACUGAAGAUGGAAAAGAAAUUGAAGGUGACGGUCAAGAUAGGCAGUCGGAUGGAAAAGCAAAGGGGCGGAUUCAUUCUAUUUUCGGUGGAUUUCGCGGUGGAGGAAUGACUAACUCAGCUCGUAAGAGGUACGUCCAUUCCAUUAAUGCUGUUUAUUCUAACGAUUGGGGAAGUUGGGCAACCAAUCAACCCGAUAUAACGUUUACUGUGCGAGAUUUUGAGGGAAUCCAACCUCAUGAAGACGACCCAAUUUUUGUAAUGCUGAGAAUUGCUGAUUACGAAAUUGAGAGGGUACUUCUGGAUCAAGGAAGCUCGGCGGAUUUGAUUUAUGGUGAUGCUUUUGAAAAGUUGGGGCUAAAUGAAUCUGAUUUGUUGCCUUAUGAUGGCUCUUUGGUGGGUUUUUCCAGAGAAAAAGUAUUUGUUCGAGGGUAUGUGGAGCUGAAGACUGUCUUUGGAGAAGGGAAAAAUGCGGAGACAUUUGCUAUUAAGUUUUUGGUAGUAAAAUGUACUUCGCCGUAUAAUGUACUCAUUGGGAGGCCAUCACUAAACAGAUUGGGGGCGAUCAUUUCUACACGACACUUAACAGCUAAGUAUCCGUUGAGCAAAGGAGGCGUUGGAGUUUUAAAGGCUGAUCAAAUGGUUGCUCGAAAGUGUUAUUCAUAAAGUUUCAAGCAGUAUGGGCAUAUGGGAAAGAAGGCAGUGAAAGAGGGGCAUCGAGUAUAUGAGGUGAAUGUAGAUUAGGCGGACGUUAGUUUGGAUCCUCGUGAUGGAUUCAUUGAGCAUAAGAUGACAUCAGAGGAGGAAACUAAGGCGAUCCAGAUUGGUGAACGAAAUUUGAAAGUGGGUGUCAAUUUAACUACAAGUCAAGAGAACAGGUUGGUAAAGUUGUUAUCUGAGAAUAUGGAUUUAUUUGCAUGGAGUGCAAAGGAUCUACCAGGAAUCGAUCCGGAAUUUAUAUGUCACAAAUUGGCUUUAAAUCCUGGGGCGAAACCAGUUGUUCAAUUCAAAAGAAAGAUGGGCGAAGAAAAGGCAGAGGCAGUAAAGGUGGAAACUAACAAGCUACUGGAAGCUGGAUUCAUCAGGGAGGUUAAAUAUCCGACAUGGUUGGCUAAUGUGGUAAUGGUGAAGAAGGCUAAUGGGAAGUGGCGAAUGUGCACAGAUUAUACAGAUUUGAACAAGCAUUGUCCUAAGGAUUCUUAUCCUUUACCGAAUAUUGAUAAGCUUGUAGAUAGGGCGUCGGGAUUCGGAAUGCUCAGCCUCAUGGAUGCAUAUUCAGGGUAUCAUCAGAUAAGAAUGUACCAGCCCGAUGAAGAGAAGACAGCUUUUAUGACAAAUCAGGCGAACUAUUGUUAUCAAACUAUGCCAUUUGGGCUGAAGAAUGCGGGAGCAACAUACCAAAGGCUGAUGGAUAGGGUGUUUGACAAGCAGGUGGGGCGGAAUAUGGAGAUUUAUGUAGAUGACAUGGUGGUCAAGUCAGAAGAAAUGAUGGCGCACUGUUCUGAUCUUGAAGAAGCGUUUGGCGAGCUAAGAAAGCAUAACACGAGGCUUAAUCCAGAAAAGUGUUCGUUUGGAAUUCAAAGUGGAAAGUUUUUGGGUUUCAUGAUCACAAGGAGAGGAAUUGAGGCGAAUCCUGAUAAGUGUAAGGCGAUACUUGAUAUGCAGAGUCCAACCUCAGUUAAAGAUGUGCAGAAAUUAACAGGAAGGAUAGCAGCUUUAUCCAUGUUUCUUCCGUGUUCUGGGGAAAAAUCAGCACCAUUCUUUCAAUGCUUAAGGAAGAACAAAACUUUUCAGUGGUCUGAAGAAUGUGAAAGGGCGUUCAAAAGUUUGAAGAGUCAUUUGUCCAGGCCACCAAUUUUAGCCAAACCAAUUCCAGGUAUUUCAUUAUCAAUGUUUAUUUCCAUAUCUGAUAAUGCAGUUAGUUCAGUCUUGUUGCAAGAGAAUAAAGAUGAUCUGAGGAUCAUCUAUUUUGUGAGUCAUGCUCUUCAAGGAGCCGAAGCUAGAUACCAGAAAAUUGAAAAGGCUGCAUUAGCUUUAAUCAUAUCCGCCAGGAAAUUAAGACCUUAUUUUCAAGGCUUUCCAAUUGUGGUAAAAACAUAUUUGCCACUUCGCCAAGUUUUGCAAAAGCCUGAUCUGGCUGGAAGAAUGGUUUCCUGAGCUGUUGAGUUGUCAGAAUUUGAAAUCACUUUUGACAGGAAAGGUCUGGUUAAAGCACAAGUAUUGGUGGAUUUUGUCAAUGAAAUGUCUUCCAGUGAGAAAACUAUGGAAGUUGGCGAAUGGAGUUUGUCUGUAGAUGGUUCAUCUAAUAUCAAGGGAAGUGGAGCUGGAAUAAUUUUAGAAGGACCAGGUGGCGUGACAGUUGAGCAGCCACUCAAGUUUGACUUCAAAGCAAGCAAUAAUCAGGCAGAGUAUGAAGCUAUAAUUGCAGGUUUGAAGUUGGCGAUCGAGAUGGGGGUCAAGAGCAUAAUGAUUAAAACAGAUUCUCAAAUAGUUUCCAGGCAAAUUCAGGGUGAAUAUCAGGCGAGGGACGCACAGUUGGCUAAGUAUUUAUUGAAAGCUCAGGGGUUGAUAAAGCAGAUAGGCACAGUGCAGGUCAAUUAUGUUCCGCGGGAGGAAAAUACAAGGGCGGAUAUUCUGUCAAAGUUAGCAAGCACCAAGAAGCCAGGAAACAAUAAGUUAGUCAUCCAGGAAGUUUUAAGCAGCCCGAGUAUCGAAGAGGAUGAGACAAUGAUGGUGUUAACUUUAGCAGAUUCAGAUUGGAUGGGGCGUAUCAAAAAGUGUUUGGAGGCAGAGGGCUCUGAUGUGUUGACAUUUUCUAAGGAUCAAAUUCGCGAGGCAAGUCAUUACACAUUGCUGGGAGAUCAAUUGUACAGAAGAGGGAUUGGAGUGCCUUUAUUGAGAUGUGUCUCUAAAGAUGAGGCGGAAAGAAUCAUGUUUGAGGUUCAUGAGGGUGUGUGUGCAAGUCAUGUGGGGGGCAGAUCUUUGGCGGCGAAAGUGCUCAGAGCAGGGUUCUAUUGACCAACUUUACGAGGGGACUGUAUGGAAUAUGUGAAGAAAUGUGAUAAAUGUCAAAUUUAUGCAGAUUUACAUAAGGCGCCGCCUGAAACUCUUAGCUCAAUGAGUUCGUCGUGGCCAUUUGCAAUGUGGGGAGUGGAUAUUCUGGGACCGUUCACUCCAGCAGGUUCUCAGAUCAGAUUUAUUUUGGUUGCGGUAGACUAUUUUACUAAGUGGAUUGAGGCGGAAUCAAUGGCGAAAAUAACAGCCGAAAAAGUCAAAAAGUUUUAUUGGAGAAAAUUGGUUUGUAGAUUUGGCGUUCCAGCAACUAUCGUCUCAGACAAUGGAACACAGUUCACUAGCAGGAGUGUGAAGGAUUUUUGUGCUGAAAUGGGAAUUGAGAUGCGCUUCGCCUCAGUUGAGCACCCUCAGACAAAUGGUCAAGUAGAGUCAGCGAAUAAAGUCAUUCUUAAUGGAAUUAGAAAGCGUCUAGGCGAAGCUAAAGGAUUGUGGGCAGAAGAGUUAAUCACGGUCAUUUGGGCGUACAAUACUACUCCUCAAUCAACUACUGGCGAAUCGCCUUUUAAGUUGACUUACGGGGUAGAUGCUAUGAUCCCAGCAGAAUUGCAAGAUGUAACUUUCAGGGUGGCAACUUAUAAUGAAGAGCAGAAUGACUUGAAUAGAUUGGUUGAUCUCAAUUUAGCAGAGGAAACGCAAGCAGAAGUUCGUUUGAGGCAAGCAAUGGUAAAACAGAGGUCGGAAAGGCGAUACAAUUCUAGAGUGGUUCCGAGGCAAAUGAAAGUUGGAGAUUUGGUUCUGCGUAGGAAGGCGAAGGGGCCUGAUGAUUCGAAGUUAUCACCUAAUUGGGAAGGACCUUACAGGAUUCUGCGAGAGCUUGGUCAAGGGGCGUAUCAUUUGGAAGAGCUAUCGGGGCGAAGGGUACCGAGGGCUUGGAAUGCACAGCAUCUCCGUUACUAUUACAGUUGAAGUGCAUGGUGGUUCGUUCAGUUUGUUUUGUGUUGUACAGUUUGGUUCAGUGUAUGUUUUUCCAAGAUCAUGUUUCGUUGUUUCAGUUUGUGUGUGUUGAAGUCUACGUUUGUUGGUUGUAUCGUUUAAGACUAUGUUUGUUGUGUAAGACUAAAUUUGAUGCACUCUUUUCUCUACCCCAGGCGGGAGAGUUUUUAACGAGGCAUCAACUAUUAAUGAAUAACAGGUAUGCACUCUUUUCUCUACCCCAGGCGGGAGAGUUUUUAACGAGGCAUAACCUUUUUAAA
This is a messenger RNA of Lotus japonicus, 6759 nucleotides long. RefSeq lists its product as uncharacterized. Bases 1253 to 3157 code for a protein of 634 amino acids. The transcript is spliced from 3 exons. Lineage: Eukaryota; Viridiplantae; Streptophyta; Magnoliopsida; Fabales; Fabaceae. The record is from RefSeq and is a predicted model, not a curated record.